AUGGCUUCCAUCAUCGACACCGUCAAGAACACCAUCGCCGAGAACUUUGGUGGUCUCGCUGAACAACUUGCCACCCACCAAUUCGCCCUCUCUGAAACCCCCAACUUGUCCAAUAAAGUGGCCGUUGUGACGGGCGGAAGCGAGGGCAUUGGCUAUGGUGUUACCCAUACCCUCCUUACCCACGAUAUCAGCAAGAUCUUCAUCCUUUCUCUGUCCGAGGAGGUCGUCAAGGGCGCCAAAAAGUCCGUAGCUGAAGAGCUCGGGCAGGAGAAGGCUGAACGCACAGAAUGGGUGCAAUGCGAUCUGAGUAACUGGGCUGAGGUCAAGAAAGCCGCUGAUCAAAUCAAGAAUUCAACUGAUCGUCUUGAUAUUCUCGUCAACAAUGCUGGGCGGGGCAUUCAGACUUACCAGCUUUCAGCUUAUGGUGUCGAUCAACACAUGGCCACGAACCACUUUGGUCAUGUGCUCCUCACAUCCUAUCUCCUAGAGCUUCUUAAGAAGACUUCUGAGGAGCACGGUGUUGUGAGGAUUGUGAACCAAGCUUCCAAUGCCCACCAGGGUGCCCCCAGCGACGUCAAGUUUGAGAGUCUGGACGAACUCAACACUGAUCUUGGACCAAACCCUCAAUACGGAAGAUCCAAGUUGGCCAACAUGCUUUACACUCGUUACUUCGAUCGCAACGUAACCAAGGCUAGCUCACCCAAGAUCCUGAUGAAUGCUACUCAUCCUGGCUUCGUCAGCACGAGACAGAGCUUAGAGCACAUUCAUGAAGCGUAUCCCCUUGCUGGAUACAUGAUGUCGACUGGCAUGGAGCCUUUCAAAAAGGAUCAAUUCCAGGGUGCCACCAGUGCAGUCUAUGCCGCAACGAUAACUGACAAAUCGGGCCAGUACAUUUGUCCUCCUGCUGUACCAGAAUCGGGUAACGAGAAAUCACAGGACGAGAAACUUGGUGACCAGUUGAUGGAGUUGACAAGAAAGAUCAUUAGUGAAAAGUUCGAGUCUUUUGAUGACCGCAAAUUUUAUUAG
Fusarium poae is the source of this 1026-nucleotide messenger RNA. RefSeq lists its product as uncharacterized. The transcript has 3 exons. The record is from RefSeq and is a predicted model, not a curated record. Bases 1 to 1026 code for a protein of 341 amino acids. Lineage: Eukaryota; Fungi; Ascomycota; Sordariomycetes; Hypocreales; Nectriaceae.